Dentiscutata erythropus is the source of this 399-nucleotide messenger RNA. The record is from the annotation of a GenBank genome assembly. Lineage: Eukaryota; Fungi; Glomeromycota; Glomeromycetes; Diversisporales; Gigasporaceae.
AUGUGGAAUACAGUUCAUGUUCGUGCAUUAAUAGAUAAACGCAAAAAAAGUAAUUCAAAAUUUCACGAUAUGAGCGGAAGUCAAAAAUACUUGUUUUGGAAAAGCGUAGCUACGGAUAUUAAUUAUGAAUUUGGAACCUUCUAUUUGGGAACGAAUUGCAAAGAUAAAUUUAAUGCAUUAGUAAAGAACUACAAGAAUAUGAGCUUGUAUAUUCAAGAUGACAAAUUUGAUCAGCUACGUAUGAAAAAUUUGGCGUUGGGAAAUUUGUCGGCAAAAUCAUCAACUUCGUCGGCAAAUUCAUCAACAAAUGCAAAUUUACCUGUAGAGAAUUGUCAAAAUUCUCCAGCAAGAGCGGAUUCAAUGAUAAUGAAUCUAAUGAAAGUCAUACUAAUAGUAUGA